Molecule: messenger RNA, 431 nt
Organism: Mytilinidion resinicola
Lineage: Eukaryota; Fungi; Ascomycota; Dothideomycetes; Mytilinidiales; Mytilinidiaceae
Product: peptidyl-prolyl cis-trans isomerase
Exons: 4
Coding region: 21-395 (124 amino acids)
Molecular function (GO): peptidyl-prolyl cis-trans isomerase activity
Source: RefSeq, a predicted model, not a curated record
UCACUUCCACAGCCAUCAAUAUGGGUGUCACCAAGAAAGUUCUCCAGCCCGGCAACGGCGUCGACAAGCCAAAGGCCGGCGACAACGUCACCAUGGUCUACACCGGCUGGCUCGAGGACACGAGCGCAGCGAACGGCAAGGGCAAGCAGUUUGACUCGUCGGUUGGCCGUGGCGACGGAACUUUCCCGGUGAAGAUCGGGACGGGGCAAGUGAUUAAGGGCUGGGAUGAGGGCAUCCUCAGCGCUGAUGGCGGUAUGACUCUGGGCGAGAAGUCGACGCUGACGAUCACUGGGGAUUACGCUUACGGGCAACGCGGGUAUCCGGGACUGAUCCCGCCGAUGGCCACUCUCAUCUUCGAUGUGGAGCUCAAAGGUAUCAACGGCAAAAAGGCUUAGAUGGUCACGUGAAAUUUCGGAGACGGCAAAAACACC